AUGAAUAAAUCAAAAACGAAGUUUCCAAAGCCCAAGGAUACUGUCAAGAAAACUUUUGUAAACAAGACAUCUUUGGCUAAUACUUGCAAAUAUCCCAAGUUCGUUACCUUGAUUCAAGAAAUAGUUGGCCACAUUACUCAACUGGUAUACGCUGGAUUCAUUUUUGCUAAUUACUAUUGCUUGAAACUUCUCAAAAAUGGUGAAAAACUACUUAUUGUCACUCAAAGUCUGCUCUACAACAUAUUUUUCAUCUUUGCUGGUCAAGGAAAGCAUGCCUCUGACAGUAUCAAGAAGAGCUUCAAGAUCUUUUGUGAAUCUACUUUCCUUACUCAAUCUGGAUCAAAGCGAAGAGUACACUUUGUCCUCAAGUACGAAUCUUGUGGUACGGUGUGGGAUCGCGAUGUGAACAGUGCAUUAAAAUAUAUGGUAUCUUUGUUUACAAAUCAAAACACGACAAUGAAAGUCCUCCUCCCCUUCUUCAAAAGACUUUCAAAAGACCAACGGUGAUCCCUGGAUUUAGUGCGCUGCCUAUAAACAACAGUACAUUUCUUAAUACUUUGACAAAUAUAAAUGAUAAUAUGUUAAUUUUUA
Molecule: messenger RNA, 591 nt
Organism: Rhizopus microsporus ATCC 52813
Lineage: Eukaryota; Fungi; Mucoromycota; Mucoromycetes; Mucorales; Rhizopodaceae
Exons: 1
Coding region: 1-507 (168 amino acids)
Source: RefSeq, a predicted model, not a curated record